Molecule: messenger RNA, 1569 nt
Organism: Penicillium canariense
Lineage: Eukaryota; Fungi; Ascomycota; Eurotiomycetes; Eurotiales; Aspergillaceae
Exons: 4
Coding region: 1-1569 (522 amino acids)
Source: RefSeq, a predicted model, not a curated record
AUGGCGUCAGUGAUUGGCCGGAAAGCCGUGCAAGGCAUUGCUGCAGGGAUUGGUCUUGUCUCUGAAGUCCGAUCGGCUCAUAAAGCAAAGAAGCAGAACCACCAAGGACAAACAGGCGAAGAAGCAGACUUUCAAACCGAAAGGAGACUCGAUGACGAGCAAGAACGGCACGACGAGCCUCCAUUGUAUUCGGUGGACGGCGAGGGAGCGAUUUGCCCGGGGAGCGCGGCCACUGCAUCUCUAGAGGAGCAAUGGGCACUUGAUGAGGCACAGGAAGAGCUACUGCACUCCACGAAAGGCCAUCUCGUCGCCUCGGAGAGUAAGAAAUCUCAGGACCGCAUUGAUGAAGCCGGUCUUGCCCAUAGAUUCGCGUCAGCAUAUCCUGCACCACCGCCAUAUUCACUCAUCCAAGAUGCGCCCCUCCCCCAGCUACCUGCGCCCGUUGUGCUGCCGCAGCGCAGACCCAAGAAUCGCGAACGCGGCUUCAUCCGUGCGUAUGCACCCGUUUUGAAUGACUGCGGCAUCGACCAGGACAUGUUCAUCGACUUCCUCAAUACCGCGGAGAAGGCCUGUCAAGCCUCCCCCUGGCUGAAUGCGAUCAACUUGGCUUCGAUUGGAACCAUGUGGCUGCCAUCGAUCACUGGAAUUGCCGUUUCCAUCGCCAUUCAGAUUGCCACCGAUGUUGCGAUUGCCGUCGAAGGCCGUCGAAAGACCAAUACCUUUUUUAACAAGAUCAACAAAGAGUUUUUUCAGCCCCGAGGCCUCUACUGCCUGAUCAUGACCUGGAAUCCAGAAUUGCCAGAUGCCCCAUCGACUACCAUCGACCUCAACUCGCUCCUUUCCAAAGCUGCGGGUGGUGGGGGCUCUGACAUGCUGGGCCGCCUUCGCCAUAGGUUCAAAUCCUCGGAUGGGGAAGCCUAUGGUAAUAUCUUCCCGGAGGUGGCCCCGCUGAUCUUCCCUGAGAUUGAUCAGUUAGCAUCCGACCAAGACGCGGAGAAGAAGCUGGCCAAGAUGAAGAAGAAAAAGGAGUUCGUGGCUGGCUAUAUGGACAAGAGAGCCCAAGCUAGAUUUGCCGCCAAAAACCCCGAUAGUUAUUUGAGCCAAGGUCCCAAACCGACCUUUACCUCCCGAUACGCCGACCCCAAUCAUCCGGCAAGCAGCGGCGACCCUCUCGCUCUGGUCACAGGCGGCCAUUUCACCAUGGGCAAGCUGAACAGUAUGAACGGCCGAGGCUCACGGGAGGCACUAGAUCCAUACUCAGCACGCCGAGAUCUGGGUUCAAAUCCACCAGCUCCUCAUCAACGGCCGUUUGGCCUGUUUGAUGCCAUCAGUACCAUUCGAGAUCUACGCAAACCCCAAAACAGUGCUUCGCUGGGCGGCUCUGGCGUGGAUACGGGUGGCAGGGGAUUGGACCGAAUCGCUUCGCGCCGCGCGGAAAAAGACAACAUUGGACCUUUAACACCCCUUGCAAAAUUGUUGAAGAAGAAAGUCUUAUAUUUGGCGAUUGUGAACAUGCCCUCGGAGGAUGAAAUGAGUCGGGCCCGCGAGGCCUUGGGACAGGCGCCAUGA